AUGUCGGGCGGGGAUGGAUAUUUUCGGCUGUUUCUGUGUCUUCUGGUUGGAAUUGGUUUGGUAAUUGGAAGUGCUUUAAUCAUUUAUGCUAAGAGGUCGCCAAUUGAAGCAGUACCAAUCAGCGGUAUACACGACAUACGGCAAUUUAAAUGGGCACAAGUUGAAAAUAAAGACUUGCAAUUAGGGAAAAUCAUAGCGCCUGAUAUACAAGCACCUGAAUCUAUUGCAAUAGACAGUGACGAUAACCUAUAUACCGGUCUAGAAGAUGGGCGAGUCGUCAAAAUAGAAAAUCCCGGGGAGGAAAAUCAAACCAUCACCGACUUAACGAAAUCGUUCGACUUUGCUAAAGGAAGCAAACGAAGCAAGAAACGUCCCCUCGGCAUUCGCUUACAUGGGUCAAAGUUAUAUUUCGCAGAUGCCUACCAGGGGGUGAUUAUGAUAAAUUUAGAAUCUACAAGUUACGAAGUCAUUUUGCGCUACGAUGACGUAACUCCCCAUUUAGUAUUUCCAGAUGACCUAACCAUAACGUCGGAUGGUAAAACGAUAUUUUUCACUGAUAUGAGUUUGAAAUGGGCUUAUGAGGAAAUCGCUCUCUUUGCUCUGGAAGGAGAAUGCAGUGGAAGGCUUUUCAAAGUUGAUGUGGAGACAAAACGUACAGAACUAGUGCGUGAUGGUUUAUGUCAUCCUAAUGGCAUUGAAAUUGACCGGGACGAUAGCAAAGUCCUUGUGGCCGAGCACAAUCGUCGCCGUAUUGCCAUCAUUGACACAGAGUCUGGGAAGGUUGUGCGACAUGUUUUAUUACCCGGUGGGCCAGAUAACAUUCGAAGAAGGCAUAAUGGCGGGUAUUGGGUGUCGAUUCCUUAUUUGCCCGAUCCGGGACAUUUUGUGACAUGGGACCCGGUUUAUCGCAACAUAAUUGCAGGGGCUUUAGGAGAAAAAGGAGUUCUUGGUUUGUUCAGCCUAAACCAAGGAAUAGCGGUUAAGUUGGAUGAAGACUUUGAGCCUGUAAGCAUCCACUAUGAUUUGGAAGGGAAACUGUCGAAAGCGAUUACAGAAAUAUCUGAACUUAGCGAUGGAAGACUCGCUGUGGGAUCGUUCGUUGUAAAAGGAAUUCCAUUGGUGGAUCCUCUGCCUUCCGACUGA
Messenger RNA from Styela clava, 1143 nucleotides. The record is from RefSeq and is a predicted model, not a curated record. NCBI's taxonomy places the organism in Eukaryota, Metazoa, Chordata, Ascidiacea, Stolidobranchia, Styelidae.